Molecule: messenger RNA, 1601 nt
Organism: Xiphophorus couchianus (Monterrey platyfish)
Lineage: Eukaryota; Metazoa; Chordata; Actinopteri; Cyprinodontiformes; Poeciliidae
Gene: nkx2.2b
Product: NK2 homeobox 2b
Exons: 2
Coding region: 847-1473 (208 amino acids)
Biological process (GO): regulation of transcription by RNA polymerase II; cell differentiation
Cellular component (GO): nucleus
Molecular function (GO): DNA-binding transcription factor activity, RNA polymerase II-specific; RNA polymerase II cis-regulatory region sequence-specific DNA binding
Source: RefSeq, a predicted model, not a curated record
CCAAUAAACACACACACACACCAACACACCAACACACACACUAAUGACGCUUUAUAACUUCAAUUAUAACAGAUUCAAAUUUCAUCAUGAAGAUUUAAAAUAAUAAUAAUAUUUAGAACCUUCAGAACCAAACGGACUGGGUCGGCAUUCACUGGAACAGAACCUCUAAAAAGUAUUCACACCCUUUGAACUUUUCCUCAGACCGGAAGACCUUUCGGAACCAGGAAGUGGAUCAGAACCAGGAAGUGGAUCGGAACCAGGAAGUGGUUUCCAUCAAUUUCAUAGCUAAAAUCUGAAAAGUGCGGAGUGUUAUUAUAUGAAUCAGAACUCUGCGGAACCUGGUCUGCGUUCUGAGCACCUCGGCUCUAGACUUUGACUAGGCCACCAGCUCUGAUCUCGUCCUGUCCUCCUGCUGGAAGCUGAACUUUGACCCCAGGUUCGGCUCCCCCAGUAUGAUGCUGCCACCACCAGGCUGGACAGGUUGAACUGGGCCGUCUCUCUGAAUGGUUCUGAUCCGGUUCUGAACGUCUUCCUGUUGCUAUGACCCAGAAUAUUCAUCAGAACCAAACAUUCCUCCCGAUUCCCCGGUCCAGAUAAGAAGCGGACCGGUUCGGCCGGCAGCCUGACAUGAUGAUGAUGAUGAUGAUCAUGAUGAUGAUGAUGAUGUGACCUUCCUCCUCCUCCUCUUCCUCCCUCUUAAAGCGCCGCGGCGCAGCAGCGGCUCAGUCCGACCCGAACGCCGAACCCUUCAUGGACCGAACCCCGCGGAGCUCCGCUGCUCUCUAACGACCCGAACUGGACCCGAACCCGAACCGAACCCGGAUCAGUUCCUUCUGCGCCUGCGCCAUGCCGUCCGGCUCCAGAGGCAGAACCGGAUUCUCAGUGCGGGAUCUUCUGGACCUUCCGAACCCCGCAGGAGGAUCCGGGUCCGGAACCGAGGAGGAGAGCUCCAGGGAGGAACCGGAACCGGACCCAGAACCAGAACCGAAGUGUUGGAGCAGGUGGAGCCGAGCAGCAGAGUCCGGAACCGACCGACCCGGUGAGCAUCCCGGCGCUGCGGCCCGGCUCGGUUCGGCCCAGAAGAACCGGAAGAGGCGGGUUCUGUUCUCCAAGGCUCAGACCUCGGAGCUGGAGCGCCGCUUCCGACAGCAGCGGUACCUGUCGGUUCCGGAGCGGGAGCACCUGGCGGGCCGGAUCCAGCUCACCCCGAACCAGGUCAAGAUCUGGUUCCAGAACCACCGAUACAAGAUGAAGCGCGCGCACGCAGAGCGCGGCCACGAGGCGCUGCCGCUGCUUCCGGCGCGCCGCAUCGCGAUCCCGCUGCUGGUUCGGGACGGGAAGCCGUCCGAACCGCUGGAGGUUCGGUCUGGGUUCGCCCUGCCGCUGUGCGCCUUCUCCCCGCUGCUGCGCGCCGCUUGCGGGCCGAACCGGACCGGACCGACGCCGCUCCUCUACCCCUGGAGCUGGAUAUGAGCCGAACCCAACCGAACUUUCCGCUCUGACUGUUUGGGUCCGCUCCGGGACCCGGUUCGGUUUGUUCUCUUUCUGUGUUCAGUUUAUUUAUUGUUUGUGGUUCUGAAUAAAUGUGAGGAAGAUUCUGA